AUGUCCAAAGAGGUUAAAUAUGAUAUUGCCCACAUUACAAAGUAUCAAUGCAAGUACUUCAUUACAGAAACACUGUCAAAUGUUCUUAGCAGUCUAGCAAAAGAAAAAAACUGUCCUCUCAACUUGGAAUACCUGGAAUGUGGAUCCCCUUGUAGUGAUAGCUGUUCAGAUCCAGAAAGAGAACUCACCUGUGAUGAUUAUUGUAUAGCAGGCUGCUUUUGUCCGCAAGGGUUAAUCUUUGAUGACAUCAACAACCAGGGCUGUAUACCUUUUGAGAAGUGCUACUGUACCUACAAUGGCGAACUAUAUGCCCCAGGAACAUCAUAUGCAACUCCUUGUAGGUCUUGCACAUGCUCAGGUGGGAAGUGGGACUGUGUGGAUAUUCCAUGUUCUGCAACCUGCUCCAUUGAAGGAGGGUCACAUAUUACCACAUUUGAUGGGACAAAUUAUGAUAUUCUUGGAGACUGUACCUAUGUCAUUGCAAAGUUAUGUGAAGAUAGCACAUUUACUGUCUUGGCUGAAUUAAGACCCUGUGGGAGAAAAGAAGUUGAAUCAUGUAUGACAAGUGUCACCAUUAUCACCAAUGAAGAACAGACCAUCGAGAUUAUAUCUACUGGUGAUGUUUACAUGAACUGGAUGUAUGCUUCACUGCCCAUCAUUUCAGGCAAUUUCACAGUUUUCCAGCCUUCACCGUACUAUAUUGUUUUCAAUGCCAACUUUGGACCCCAGAUAGUGGUUCAGGUUGAUCUUUCCAUGCAUGUUUAUGUGACCCUUGGUCCCUCAUAUAAUUCAAAGACUUGUGGUCUUUGUGGAAACUAUAAUAACCAGCAAAACGAUGAUUUCAAAACGAUCAGUGGUGUGAUUGAAGGCACUGCUGCAGCAUUUGCUAAUACCUGGAAGACAGCAGCUGAUUGUCCCAGUGUCAAAGUCAUAUAUGAUGAUCCUUGUUCAGUUAGUAUUGAAAGUGAGGAAUAUGCAAAACAUUGGUGUGGUCUUCUCCGCGCGAUAGAUGAUGUAUUCACCCCGUGUCAUGCAGUAGUAGAUCCAGCUGUUUAUUAUAAGAACUGUUUGACUGACGCUUGUUCCUGUGAGAACAGUGAAGCCUGUAUGUGUGCAGCACUCCAGUCUUACAACCGUGCCUGUUCUAUUAAAGGAAUUAUUCUAAAAGGUUGGCAGGCUAAAGCUUGUGGCAAAUAUAUCUUGAAGUGUCCAAAGAACUUAGUCUUCAGUUUUAAUAUAACCUCCUGCCUGCCAACAUGCCGCUCUCUCAGUGAACUCGACAUGUCUUGCAACGUACACUUUUAUCCACUGCCUGGUUGUACCUGUGAUGAAGGAAAUUACAUUGACGAUACUGGCAGAUGUGUUCCGGCCGCUGAGUGUCCAUGUUAUUUUAGAGGCACUCCUAUUCCCUCUGGAGAAACAAUCAAUGAAAACGGACUAACAUGCAACUGUACUAUGGGGAAACUAUUCUGCAAUGCACCAAAAAGUUCAGUUUGCAUUGCUCCGAAGAUCUACAUACACUGUGAUGAUCAGAAUCCUGACACCAGGGGUUUAGAAUGCCUUAAAAGUUGCCACACUCUGGAUAUGCAAUGUUACAAAACAAGAUGCAUUCCAGGCUGUGUGUGCCCUUCAGGACUAGUGUCAGAUGAUAAUUAUGGUUGUAUUGAGGAGAAACAGUGUCCUUGUAUGCACAAUGACAUCAUGUAUAAACCAGGAGAGGAGAUCAGAAUUCAGUGUAACACUUGCAUUUGCAAGGACAGAAUGUGGAGAUGUACUAAGAUGGCAUGUCUUGCAACAUGUACAGUGUAUGGAGAUGGACAUUACACCACUUUUGAUGGAAAACGUUACAACUUUAAUGGGGAUUGUCAGUAUACUCUAGCACAGGAUCACUGCUCUUUGAAUGACAAUGACACUUUUAGGAUAAUCACUGAAAACAUUCCAUGUGGAACCACAGGAGUAACUUGCUCUAAAUCUCUUAAAGUUUUUUUUGGGAGUUAUGAACUUAUCCUCAGUGAUAAACAUCUCAAUGUGGUACAAAGAAGCACUGGAACUGAUGUUCCCUAUCGGAUCCGCUUAAUGGGUAUCUAUUUGGUCUUAGAAACAAAAAAUGGAUUAUUACUGUUAUGGGACAAGAAGACAAGCAUCUUCAUCAAAGUUACUGACACAUUUAAGGGAAAACUUUGUGGACUAUGUGGAAACUAUGAUGGAAAUGCAAAUAAUGAUUUCACUACCAGGAGCAAUGCUGUGGUGGGAAACAUAGAAGAAUUUGGAAACAGCUGGAAGAUGACACCCCUCUGCCCAGAUGCAAAAACUUUUAAGGAUCCAUGUUCCCUGAACCCAUACAGGCUUUCAUGGGCACAAAAACAAUGCAGCAUCAUAACUAGUGAAGUGUUUUCAGUCUGCCAUCCACAUGUAGACCCAUCAAAGUUCCAUGAUACCUGCAUCUCUGACUCUUGUGCUUGCAACACUGGAGGGGACUGUGAAUGCUUUUGCACUGCUGUAGCUGCCUAUGCCCAAACGUGUGGAGAGUAUGGAAUAUGUGUUUCUUGGAGAGACCCUAGCAGAUGUCCGUUGUUCUGUGACUACUACAAUGAUGAUGAAGAAUGUGAAUGGCAUUACAAGCCAUGUGGAGCUCCAUGUAUGAAGACAUGUAGGAACCCCAGUGGGAAGUGUGCCUAUGAAAUAAGAGGUUUAGAAGGCUGUUAUCCAAAAUGUCCAAAAGGCAGGCCACUUUUUGAUGAAGAUGAAAUGAAGUGUGUAUCAAAAUGUGGUUGCUAUGAUGAAGACAGAAGACACUAUAGAAUUGGAGCCAGAGUUCCCAGCAGAAACAAUUGCGAUGUUUGUUAUUGCACUGAAGAUGGCAUUAAAUGUGUGUAUAUAGUCAAAGAAUGCCAAUGUGAAUAUGAUGAUCACAUGUUCAAAUUCAAUGAGACCAUCUACAAUACAACAGAUGGUAUUGGACACUGCAUAGUAGCCAUAUGCAAGGAAAAUGGCACUAUCUAUCGAAAUAUAUAUCCAUGUGCUACUGCUGUAACAACACCAUUUACUUUCACUACAGUAUCUCGCACAGUAUCAACAGUUGUCUCACCAAGGACUAGUACAGUAUCAACAGUUGUCUCAUCAAGGACUCCUACACAAACUUCUACUGCUACACAAACCGUUUCAGGAACUACUCAAAGCAGACCUACAACCAAAAUCCCAGUUUUUACAUCAACUUCAGCAACAGCAAUACCAUCAUCAAUAGUGACAACAAGUCAGAAGCCAUCUACAAUUUGUAAACCACAAUGUAAAUGGACUUCAUGGUUUAGUGUGAAUACACCUUCUUUUGGAUUUAAUGGUGGUGAAACUGAGAAUUAUAAAGAACUAAUUCAGAAAGGCAAGCAAAUUUGUAAAUAUCCAGAAGAGAUUAAAUGUCAACCAAAGAACGUAAUACACACAAUUCAGGAAGAAGUGCAACAAUCUAUUCAUUGCAAUUUAUCAGUUGGUCUGGUGUGCAUAAACAGAGAUCAAAUUACAAAUAUGGGAAUGUGCUUUGACUAUGAAAUUAGCUUCCUUUGCUGUGAUGACUACAGUCACUGUGCAAUUACACCUCCAUCAACAACUACAAGUGCAACAAAAAGUACAUAUUUACCACCGAGCUCUAAAACAACCCAAUUUACAAUAAAAACCACUACAACUAAAAGCCAAGCCACAGUACCAACAGUUGUGUCACCAAGGACUAGUACAGUAUCAACAGUUGUCUCAUCAAGGACUCCUACACAAACUUCUACUGCUACACAAACCGUUUCAGGAACUACUCAAAGCAGACCUACAACCAAAAUCCCAGUUUUUAUAUCAACUUCAGCAACAGCAAUACCAUCAUCAAUAGUGACAACAAGUCAGAAGCCAUCUACAAUUUGUAAACCACAAUGUAAAUGGACUUCAUGGUUUAGUGUGAAUACACCUUCUUUUGGAUUUAAUGGUGGUGAAACUGAGAAUUAUGAAGAACUAAUUCAGAAAGGCAAGCAAAUUUGUAAAUAUCCAGAAGAGAUUAAAUGUCAACCAAAGAACGGAAUACACACAAUUCAGGAAGAAGUGCAACAAUCUAUUCAUUGCAAUUUAUCAGUUGGUCUGGUGUGCAUAAACAGAGAUCAAAUUACAAAUAUGGGAAUGUGCUUUGACUAUGAAAUCAGCUUCCUUUGCUGUGAUGACUACAGUCACUGUGCAAUUACACCUCCAUCAACAACUACAAGUGCAACAAAAAUACCAACAGUUGUUUCACCAAGGACUAGUACAGUAUCAACAGUUGUCUCAUCAAGGACUCCUACACAAACUUCUACUGCUACACAAACCAUUUCAGGAACUACUCAAAGCAGACCUACAACCAAAAUCCCAGUUUUUACAUCAACUUCAGCAACAGCAAUACCAUCAUCAAUAGUGACAACAAGUCAGAAGCCAUCUACAAUUUGUAAACCACAAUGUAAAUGGACUUCAUGGUUUAGUGUGAAUACACCUUCUUUUGGAUUUAAUGGUGGUGAAACUGAGAAUUAUGAAGAACUAAUUCAGAAAGGCAAGCAAAUUUGUAAAUAUCCAGAAGAGAUUAAAUGUCAACCAAAGAACGUAAUACACACAAUUCAGGAAGAAGUGCAUCAAUCUAUUCAUUGCAAUUUAUCAGUUGGUCUGGUGUGCAUAAACAGAGAUCAAAUUACAAAUAUGGGAAUGUGCUUUGACUAUGAAAUUAGCUUCCUUUGCUGUGAUGACUACAGUCACUGUGCAAUUACACCUCCAUCAACAACUACAAGUGCAACAAAAAGUACAUAUUUACCACCAAGCUCUAAAACAACCCCAUUUACAGGCAAGUCACCAACAACACCUAAGCAAACAGUAACCUCUCCAACAGUAAUUUUUACAACAAAAAUAAGUACUGAAAGCAGAAUCCCUACAAUAUCUACAAGAAAGACGCCCACAACUUCAGUUCAAACAGGGAUUACUGAAACAAAGCGCAGUGCUACUACACUUUUAUAUUCAACAUCUGCUUCUACUCCAACAGCAACCCAAAGCAGGUCAACAGCAACAAAGGAAACAUUUACUCCUUCAGCAGUAGCUUCUACAUCAAAAAUUAGUUUUCCCACAAGCCAAAUUUCAAUAUCUACAAAAAAGACACCCACAACUUCAGUUCAAACAGGGAUUACUGAAACAAAGCACAGUACUACUACACUUUUAUAUUCAACAUCUGCUUCUACUCCAACAGCAACCAAAAGCAGGUCAACAGCAACAAAGGAAACAUUUACUCCUUCAGCAGUAGCUUCUACAUCAAAAAUUAGUUUUCCCGCAAGCCAAAUUUCAAUAUCUACAAAAAAGACACCCACAACUUCAGUUCAAACAGGGAUUACUGAAACAAAGCGCAGUACUACUACACUUUUAUAUUCAACAUCUGCUUUUACUCCAACAGCAACCCAAAGCAGGUCAACAGCAACAAAGGAAACAUUUACUCCUUCAGCAGUAGCUUCUACAUCAAAAAUUAGUUUUCCCACAAGCCAAAUUUCAAUAUCUACAAAAAAGACACCCACAACUUCAGUUCAAACAGGGAUUACUGAAACAAAGCGCAGUACUACUACACUUUUAUAUUCAACAUCUGCUUCUACUCCAACAGCAACCAAAAGCAGGUCAACAGCAACAAAGGAAACAUUUACUCCUUCAGCAGUAGCUUCUACAUCAAAAAUUAGUUUUCCCGCAAGCCAAAUUUCAAUAUCUACAAAAAAGACACCCACAACUUCAGUUCAAACAGGGAUUACUGAAACAAAGCGCAGUACUACUACACUUUUAUAUUCAACAUCUGCUUCUACUCCAACAGCAACCAAAAGCAGGUCAACAGCAACAAAGGAAACAUUUACUCCUUCAGCAGUAGCUUCUACAUCAAAAAUUAGUUUUCCCACAAGCCAAAUUUCAACAGCAAUAUCUACAAAAAUAGCAACCACAAGUAAGUCACCACCAACAUCUACAUUUUUAACCUCUGCAAUAACUACAACAAAGUCUCCUAUAACAUCAGGUCAAACAAAGACUACAGCAUUGACCUCUUCAUCAGUAGCCUCUACAACAAAGAUAAGUACUUCCACAAGCCUACCAACCUCAGCAACACCCCCUAUAAAAACAAGUUUUUCACCAACAACACCAACGGGAACAGUGACCACUCCAAAAGUAACCUCUACAACAAAAAUCAGUAUUUACACAAGCCAACUUUCAUCAUCAAGUUCUUCAACUAUAGAGCUUACUCAAACAGCAAUAAGCAUGUCAGGAACAAGUUCACCCACAACAUCCACAGCACCAACGAAAACAACCGCAACAAUUACUACCAUACAAUCUUCUACAACCUAUCCAACUACCACAAUAUUUACAUCAACCAUUUGUCAAUGUGAUGUUAGUGGAACCAUAUAUUCACCAGGUUAG
This is a messenger RNA of Pelobates fuscus (common spadefoot toad), 6426 nucleotides long. RefSeq names its product mucin-5AC-like. NCBI's taxonomy places the organism in Eukaryota, Metazoa, Chordata, Amphibia, Anura, Pelobatidae. The transcript has 26 exons. Gene Ontology annotation, cellular component: extracellular matrix. Gene Ontology annotation, molecular function: protein binding. Bases 1 to 6426 code for a protein of 2141 amino acids. The record is from RefSeq and is a predicted model, not a curated record.